CGGGAGCCGCCAUCUUGGACCCGCGGCCUCGCCCCGAGGCGGUGGCUCGCCGGUCCCGGCCCCGCCCUCGCGCCGCCAUGUCGUCCCCGUCCCCGCUGGAGUGUUGGGUGCGACGGGACGUGCGCCUCCUCACGCUGGCCGGCCACGUGGGCUUCGACAGCCUGCCCCGGCAGCUGGUCAGCAAGUCGCUGGCCAGGGACUUCAGCUUCAACAUCCUGUGCGUUGGCGAGACGGGCAUCGGCAAGUCCACGCUCAUGAACACGCUCUUCAACACGGUGCUGGAGACGUGCGAGGGCAGCCACUUCGAGAGCUGCGUGCGCCUGCGGCCGCGCACCUACUGCCUGCAGGAGUGCAACGUGAACCUGCGGCUGACCGUGGUGGAGGCGGCGGGCUUCGGCGACCAGAUGGACAGGGACUGCAGGCCCAUCGUGGACUACGUGGACGAGCAGUUGGAACGCUACCUGCAGGAGGAGCUGAAGCUGCAGCGCUGCCUCUGGGACUAUCGCGACACGCGCAUCCACGCCUGCCUCUACUUCAUCGCGCCCACCGGCCACUCGCUCAAGGCCGUGGACCUGGUGACCAUGAAGAAGCUGGACAGCAAGGUGAACAUCAUCCCCGUCAUCGCCAAGGCCGACACCCUCACCAAGAGCGAGCUGCCCAAGUUCAAGAGCAGGAUCCUGAGCGAGCUGGACCAGAACGGCGUGCGCAUCUACCAGUUCCCCACGGACGACGAAGCCGUGGCCGAGGUGAACGCGUGCAUGAACGCGCAGCUGCCCUUCGCCGUGGUGGGCAGCACGGAGUGCGUGCAGGUGGGCAGCCAGCUGGUCCGCGGCCGCCAGUACCCCUGGGGCGUGGUGCAGGUGGACGACGAGAGCCACUGCGACUUCGUGAAGCUGCGGGAGAUGCUGAUCCGCGUGAACAUGGAGGACCUGCGGGAGCAGACGCACUGCAGGCACUACGAGCUGUACCGGCGCCGGAAGCUCGAGGACAUGGGCCUGCAGGACGACUCGGGGCACGAGGCGCGGAGGAAGUUACUGCUGGCCGAGAUGCGCAGGAAGGAGAAGCUCCUGAGGCAGACGUUCGCCAGCCGGGCCCGCGAGGUGGAGAUGCAGGUGAAGGGGAAGGAGAAGGAGCUGAGCCAGAGGUUCGAGGACUUGAAGAGGAUCCUCCAGGAGGGGAAGGCCAAGGUGGAGGAGAAGCGCCGGCAGCUGGAGGAGGACAAAAACGCCUUCAACCACAGGCGGGCAGCCGUCGAGGCCAUGCAGGCUGAGGCCGCGCAGGCCCCAGGCUUACAGGCCGACGGCCAGCAGUCGACCCCGAAAAGAGAAAAGAGUAAGGACAGAGACAAGAAGCAUUAAAGCACGUGCAGAUGAGCGCAUCCAGGGGAUUUUGGAUUUUCUUUAAGCUUCCUGAGUUAUCAGCCUGAAAACCAGUAUAGACUCCAACGUUUGCAGCGAAAUGCAGCACGCCCAGCCCAAACCCGUGGUUGUUGUUCCAUUUAUAGGCUGCUCAUCUCUUGGGAGCAACUCGUGUCAAUUUAAUGCAGCCCUAUGACCACAGUUAUGUUGUAUUCACCUGUUCAAAGUCGAGAUGGCUGCUUACAAGGUGCCUGUCCUGGGUUGUCACUACUCUGCUGAAGAAAUUCACCUGAAUUACUUUAAUGUUUCUAAUCAGAAUUUGACUUCCCUAAAAAUUUUUUGAACACUUCUUAAUUUGUAUCUUGAUGCAAAUAAAGCCAAAUCAGUUCUUCCAUUAUUUCUUACAAGUAACACACUUCCUGUCAAAACAAACUGUACUAACAAAAUGUAGUAACGUUCUCUAAGCUUUUGCAAUCAAGUGUCAUAUGGGAUACAGUGAAAGGAAAGGAGGGUGUUAUCUUAGAGAAAAGAAACUGAGGGAAAGCAUUGAUUAUUGUCUUCAGAGAUCUAAAGGGGUACAUGAAAUUUUCUAGGCCUAGGAUUUAGACCUCAUUGACUCAAAGUCAGAUUCCUAGUCAUUAGCUCCUCCCCUCAGAAUUGGUCUAGGGGAGCUUCACUUAUGGCCGUAGAACUUUUUUUUUAAACCAUCAGCUGCUUUUUAUAAAAUUCUCUGAUCACUGUACCCCAGCUGAAAUUGUUACUCUUCUUGGUGUUCUCGUACCUUGAACCUCCUGGGAUUCAUGAGUUUAGAUACUACUCACACUUUAUUACUAAUUUCACAAGACCAUAGGAUCAUAAAUCUAGAGCUCCCUUAUUUUACAGAUGAGGAAAUUGAGGCCCAGGAAAGUUGAGGCACAUGGGUAGUAUUUGAAAUGGGAUUGUAACUCAAGUCUUCUGGCUUUAGAGUAAAGUAUUCUUUCCAUUGUACUGCAUUAUCUCCUAGAUGACUUUUGAGAUCUCUUUUGGCUUUUAAAUCUUGUGAUCUAAUUCUAUGACCACAAAAGUGGUCAUAUUGACUGACUGACUGACGUAGUAAUAGUCCAUUACAUUCAUACAUCCCAAUUGGUUAAGCCAUUACCCAACUGAUGGGUAACAACUUUGUUUCCAAUUCUUUCAUAAAACAAAAAAAAAGUCCUGGCAGAAAUAUUCUGGUGAACGUGGAGCAUUUCUGUUUUAAAUCAAUGAUGUCCUUUGGAGUACAUGGCUGGAAGUGGAAUCUUCAGGACAGAAGAGUAUGGACAUUUUAGCCACUUAAUUUACAUAAUUCCAAAUUGCAUCCCAGAAGGAUUCUUACAACAUCAUAGUUCCACCAACAAUACAUUAGUAUGUCCAUCUUUCCACAGCACCUUUAUACCUGUCUUUGACACCUUUGUCAAUUUUCUUGAUGUGAAAUGAAACGUUAGGGUUAUUUUGAUUUGCUUUUCUCUUAUUAGUGAUUUGGAGCAUUUGUUCAUGUGGCUAAUACAAGUGAGAAGUAGAAAAUUCUUUUGAGAAAUGUUUGUUUAUAUCUGU
Molecule: messenger RNA, 2930 nt
Organism: Phascolarctos cinereus (koala)
Lineage: Eukaryota; Metazoa; Chordata; Mammalia; Diprotodontia; Phascolarctidae
Source: RefSeq, a predicted model, not a curated record